AUGCCUAGUGGGACAACAACAGAGAGUAAUCUAACCGGCCAAUCAGAAAGCUCUGAGGAGCCAUCAAGUGAUUUUCAUGUCUUAGAAGAAUCUAUUCCCAUCAAGAGGGUUUCACCUCAUUCUGAUUAUGAGGAACAACAGCCCAAGAAACCAAAGAUUGAUGCUGAUAAUCUUAGAGCUGAUUCGAGCAUAGUUUCAACUCCCACCAGGCUUCAGACGGCAGAAGCAAGGCUUUUAUAUGUCCACUUCUUACUUAUUAAAAUUGUUGAUCCUUGGCCGCCGGCAACUCUGCACUUUGGCUCUCACUAUGUCCGAUUCCGGGAGAUUGUUCUCAAUGAUUCUCGAGCGAAUGGGUGGCAUUAUUUUGCACCCAAUGAUGAGGCUGACACUUUCAGUGCUCACAAUCUGUGUGCACCUAGAGUUUCGUAUGGACCGGUUUACUAUAAGCAUGGGCUUGGGCUUAUGUUCCACACCUACUUGGACAUCGUGUGCACUGCUAUGGAGAACAUUAACCAUUUGAAUCGUCCACCUUUCCUAAUUCGUAAAGCUCACGACACUCAAGCAAUGGUGAAUCAGUAUGCAGUUGCAAGUGCUAUAAGUAAGAUCCAUCUUUAUACAAGAGAAAAUCUUAAUGGAAGAGCAAUACCUUCCACUAAGAUUCCCUCUUGUGACACGAUAAAGACGGAUCUUACUUAUGGCACUUGCAACUGCAUACUGAUCCAGUGGUGUUAG
Molecule: messenger RNA, 732 nt
Organism: Striga asiatica
Lineage: Eukaryota; Viridiplantae; Streptophyta; Magnoliopsida; Lamiales; Orobanchaceae
Source: the annotation of a GenBank genome assembly